AUGCGCCGAAAUGGGCUUCUGAGAUCGGAACCCAGUCACUUCAGAGCAGUUGUGAGGACCCACCCCGUCACUGGGGAGAAGGCGCUCUUUGUGAACCCGCAAUUUUACCACUGGGAGGAUGGUCAGCGUCGCCAUGUUGCGCGACUGACUCCACGGGCUGAGCCACCAUAUGAGACACUCUUUGAAGAGUAG
Penicillium diatomitis is the source of this 192-nucleotide messenger RNA. RefSeq lists its product as uncharacterized. The coding region runs from base 1 to 192 and encodes 63 amino acids. Lineage: Eukaryota; Fungi; Ascomycota; Eurotiomycetes; Eurotiales; Aspergillaceae. The record is from RefSeq and is a predicted model, not a curated record. The transcript has 2 exons.